AUGACAAUGAAAUUAGCUCUCUUUGUUUCCCUUAUGAUUGCUGCACUAGGAGCUCCAAUAUCUGAAGCCGAACCAGGGCUUGGAAGUAUCGUCUUCAAUUUGAUCCACAUCCAGGGGACUCUGUAUUGCAUAGUCAACACCAGUAUGGGUACCAAUGGUACCGCCACCCCUGUUUUCCCAAAUGCUGAAGUACUGCUCUCGUGUGGAGCUAGAGGACACGUGGUUGCUUCUGGUUAUAAUUAUACCAAUGCCACAGGACGAUUUUUGAUUUCCAUGGAUCCUCAACAGUAUUUUGUUCCUAUAUUAUUGAAGAGUUGCAAAUUAGUGAUUAUCUCACCCUUCGAUCAGUGCAUUUCCAAAUCUACCGUAGGGCGCUUGGUAUCAUCCUUGAAGUACAUAGGGAAAACUGUUUUCGGGGAUAUUACAGUUGUGAACAUUAUUCCAAAUGGAUUUAUUCUCGUUCACCCAACUUGA
Molecule: messenger RNA, 474 nt
Organism: Quercus lobata
Lineage: Eukaryota; Viridiplantae; Streptophyta; Magnoliopsida; Fagales; Fagaceae
Product: phylloplanin-like
Exons: 2
Coding region: 1-474 (157 amino acids)
Source: RefSeq, a predicted model, not a curated record